GAAGGAUUGAGAGGGUGUGCGUUCUAUAUCGAGGGUGAAAUACACGAAAUUCCUCGUGGGAGUGGCGACCAAAAAAUCGCCGGCUGCUAAUUUUCCAAUGCUAAAAAUGCGUUGCUGUACAUUGUAAAUUAUACAUUCUACUGGACGGAGUGCAUACCUCAGGUACCUGGCCGAGUCUUUUGAAAUCGCCAUGCCGCCGAAGAAAAAGGAAGUUGAAGAGAAGCCAGCACUGAUUGGUCGUCUCGGAACAAAUCUUAGAUGUGGAAUUGUGGGAUUACCUAAUGUCGGGAAAUCAACAUUCUUCAAUGUGCUAACCAAGAGUCAGGCAGCUGCCUCCAACUUCCCCUUCUGUACCAUUGAGCCUAAUGAGAGUAAAGUGCCAGUGCCUGAUACUAGAUAUGACUUCCUUUGUAAAUUUUGGUCUCCUGCAAGUAAAGUGCCAGCGUUUCUUAAUGUGACAGAUAUUGCCGGUUUAGUAAAGGGAGCGUCCACUGGAGAGGGUCUAGGAAAUGCCUUCUUAUCACACAUAAAAGCCUGCGAUGCGUUGUUUCACAUGAGCAGAGCAUUUGAAGACACGGAUGUUACUCAUGUUGAUGGGGAUGUCGACCCGGUCCGUGAUCUGAUAACGAUUUUAGAAGAAUUGCGUUUAAAAGAUAAGGAAUAUGUCGACAAAAAAGUAGAAAGCAUGGAGAAAAGGAUGGAUAAAAAGCAGAAGGCUGAAUUUGACUGUUUAAAAAAGGUACAAGCUCUUCUAAACGAAGGGAAACAUAUUAGGUUUGCACACUGGAAUACUAUCGAGAUCGAGACAUUGAAUCAGCAUCUUUUUAUCACAUCAAAACCAAUGAUUUACCUUGUGAACUUAUCCGAGAAAGACUACCUGAGGAAAAAAAAUAAGUGGUUAGCAAAAAUCAAAGCCUGGAUUGAUGAAAAUGAUCCUGGCGCUGUGCUUAUUCCCUUCAGUGGUGUACUGGAGUUACGACUUGUCGAGAUGUCAGAAGAAGAGAGAAAAGCGUUUCUGGAUGAAAAUAAGUGUCAAUGUGCUCUAGAAAAAAUUAUCAAGACUGGUUACAAAGCCCUCCAACUGGAAUAUUUCUUCACAUGUGGCAAGGACGAGGUCAAGGCUUGGACCAUUCAGAAGGGAACCAAAGCGCCACAAGCUGCUGGUCGUAUCCAUACAGACUUUGAGAAAGGAUUUAUCAUGGCUGAGGUGAUGAAGUUUACAGACUUCGAGGAGCAUGGGUCAGAGCAGGCUUGCAAAGCUGCAGGCAAAUAUCACCAGAAGGGAAAGGACUACCUUGUCAUGGAUGGUGACAUCAUCUUCUUCAAAUUCAAUGCAGGAGCUGGAUUAUCGGAUAAGAAGAAGAAAUAGACUCAUCUGGAAAAUGAACUCUUCAGUAAUCAGUAAGAUGCUGUGUUCCUGUUAAUUACCAGAUAACCUAUGUUAAGUUCUUGUUAUCACAAAUGUUUCAUGUUUUUGACUGCAUGUGCAUGCCUGUUCUUUUGGUUAUAAUAUCCGAGCGCACCCUUCAAUGGUGUCGUUUGGAGAAAAGAACAUUUUAAGAGGGGUUUAGUUCAAACAGUGGGAAAAUUGAUGACUGAUAUUUUCGACCAGUAUUUGACUGUGGCGGUUCUCAGUAGUUGGGUUGGAGUGAUUGUGCCUGUGGUGUCUUGCUGUUCCAAACCUGAGCAGAGCGAUGGAGUGCUGUUGGACAUCACGGGGACAAGAAAGAUUGCGGAAUCGGUACAAAUUCAUAAGCAACAUCAAAAGGUCAUUGGGAGUGACCAGGGCCGCUAUUUCUAUUUCUACCAUGAGUACUUGACUCGUGUAUGGCACGAACUCCAAGACCAAAAGACAGCCACAGUCCUAAGGUGGUCAGAAAUA
This is a messenger RNA of Lineus longissimus, 1882 nucleotides long. Its product is annotated as obg-like ATPase 1. Lineage: Eukaryota; Metazoa; Nemertea; Pilidiophora; Heteronemertea; Lineidae. The record is from RefSeq and is a predicted model, not a curated record. The transcript is spliced from 12 exons. Gene Ontology annotation, cellular component: cytoplasm. Gene Ontology annotation, molecular function: ATP hydrolysis activity; GTP binding; ATP binding. Bases 191 to 1369 code for a protein of 392 amino acids.